CACCAAAACAGGAACUCAACGCCAGCUGGAAGCCUAGAACGUUCCUGAAUAUCUCUGAAUGUGUGUCGUCCUUUGCGGCUCGUCGAGAACGUUCAACACGGUACUACGUACAGGAGUACCCUAUAUAAGAGGGGACUGAGACAGCUGUUGUCCGCUGUGAACUACCGGUCCUUGUCCUGCUAGUACGAACACCACUUGAAAUGUCUUCUGUCAUGCGCUUCUACUACGACCCUCUCACCGAAUUCGACCGUCUCUUCGAUGACGCAUUUACAGCCCGUUUCCAACCCUUGACUGCUGUGACUGAGAGGAACCAGACCUCUGGCACAAAUCAGCAGGGUUUACUCCGGCCCAGGAUGGAUCUUCGUGAGAAUAAAGAGACCAAUACUGUCACGGCAACAUUUGAGUUGCCGGGAUUGAACAGUGAUGACGUCUCCAUCGAAGUUCAGCACAAUCGCUUGACAGUCUCAGGAGAGUUCAAGAAGGACGAAUCCCGCAAGGAGGGCGGUUAUUCGGUCUGCGAAUGCCGUCGUGGCAAGUUCUCGCGGACUAUCCAGCUUCCUGUUGGAGUACAGGUCGGUACCCAAAUACGCCUUUGUUUGCGAGACAUGCUGACGUAGCCGUGCAGCCUGAGGAAGUGAAGGCGAAGAUGGAUAAUGGUGUUUUGACUGUCACCUUCCCAAAGACGACUCCUGAGCAACAACCUCAUCGUAUUUCCAUCUCUAAACUCUAGAUAUCGUGCAGAUUACUGGCAUCUGCAAUGUAAAGUACCCAAUGGCUCUGUAGCGC
Molecule: messenger RNA, 786 nt
Organism: Pisolithus orientalis
Lineage: Eukaryota; Fungi; Basidiomycota; Agaricomycetes; Boletales; Pisolithaceae
Product: HSP20-like chaperone
Exons: 2
Biological process (GO): protein complex oligomerization; response to hydrogen peroxide; response to salt stress
Source: RefSeq, a predicted model, not a curated record